AUGUUGGUAAAUCGUCGUCUCUUUCCUAUCGCAAAAGUUAAAUUUUUAAUCAAUCGAACUACAUCAAACAUUAAUUCAACCAAUAAAUGGAUUUCGCCAAUUUCACAUUUUAAUUAUCUUGGGGCGAACUCUUAUUCAACGUCGUUAAAUAUCGAACCAGCACCACCAGGAAUUCAUUAUAUAACUCAUGCCGAUUUAUCAUCUAAACAAAUUUACAAUCUAUUAACAUCAGCUAUUCAGCAUAAACAUAAUGUAAAGUAUUUGAAUAAAAAAUCGGAUCAACCUUUGAGUGGCAAGACUUUGGCGAUAUUGUUUUCAAAAAGAUCUACAAGAACAAGAGUUGCCACUGAAACUGCGAUAGCUUAUCUUGGUGGUCAACCAAUGUUCUUAGGAUCUCAAGAUAUUCAAUUAGGUGUAAAUGAAUCUUUAUUGGAUACUAGCAAAGUUGUGUCUAGCAUGGUAGACGGGAUAAUGGCGCGUGUUGGUCCCCAUUCAGAUAUUGAGACACUAGCAAAAUAUUCCACUGUUCCUGUGAUAAAUGCAUUAUCAGAUAGAUAUCAUCCAACACAAAUUCUUGCAGAUCUAAUGACAAUGCAUGAAGUAUUUGGACCUCAACCCAAAGACGAGUCAUCAUAUGUUGCACAUUUAACACAUCCUGAAAAAACACUUCCAGGGUUGAAAGUUGCAUGGAUAGGAGAUGGUAAUAAUAUUUUGCAUAGUAUGUUGGUAACAUUCCCGAAAUUAGGUGUACAUCUAUCAGUGGCUACGCCAAAAGGAUAUGAUUCGGCAAAGGAAGUGGUAAAAAUUGCACAAGAUGAGGCAGUUAAAACUAAUACUAAAAUUAGUUUCACGCAUGAUCCCAAAGAAGCUGUUAAGGAUGCCGAUGUUAUUGUUACUGAUACUUGGAUUAGUAUGGGACAAGAAUCUGAAAAAGCGAAACGUAUUAAAGACUUUGCAGGAUAUCAAGUAACAUCAUCAUUAGCAAAAGAUGGUGGAGCCAAACCUAAUUGGAAAUUUUUACAUUGUCUUCCAAGAAAGCAGGAAGAAGUUACUGAUGAG
Messenger RNA from Dentiscutata erythropus, 1059 nucleotides. The record is from the annotation of a GenBank genome assembly. Lineage: Eukaryota; Fungi; Glomeromycota; Glomeromycetes; Diversisporales; Gigasporaceae.